CUCGAGCCUCUUAGAGGUGCUUCGACCAGUGAUUCGAAAUGCAUUUGACCCCGAAAGAGCUUGACAAGCUGGUGGUGUCGCAAGUCGGCCAGCUUGCACAGCGUAGAUUGGCACGCGGUGUCAAGCUGAACCACACUGAAGCGACGGCUUUGAUCGCAAGUGUUCUCCAAGAACUUAUCCGCGAUGGCAACCACUCGGUGGCAGAUCUCAUGUCGCUGGGCAAGACCAUCCUCGGCCGUCGCCAUGUCCUACCGCCUGUAGUCAGCUCUCUAGCUGAGCUUCAAGUCGAAGGAACCUUUCCCUCCGGCACCUACUUGGUCACCGUCCACCACCCUAUCAGCUCAGAUGACGGUGACCUCGAGAAAGCUCUAUAUGGAAGCUUCUUGCCCAUUCCCGAUAAGGACGUCUUCCCACACGCCGACCCCUCGGCAUACCUCCCCGAGAAACAACCUGGCGCAAUAAUACCCCUGAAGAACGGAAAGAUCGUCCUGAACAAGGACAGAAAGAGGAUACAAUUGAAGGUUGUCAGCAAGGGAGACCGUCCCAUUCAGGUCGGAUCCCAUUACCACUUUGUCGAGACAAACCCUCGCCUGGACUUUGACCGUGUCAAGGCCCUGGGAUACAGAUUGGAUAUUGCUGCUGGAACCUCUGUCCGUUUUGAGCCUGGUGACACCAAGACUGUCAAUCUUGUUCAGAUUGGCGGCAAUCAGGUCAUCAAGGGUGGCAAUGGUCUAGCUACUGGGUCCCUCCACGAUGCUAGAAUUGCCGAAUCUCUUGUUGAGAGACUGCAGCAAGGAGGUUUCCACCACACACCAGAGCCUGCUGGCGAUUCUGCUCAUCUUGACAUGUUUACUCUGGAGCGUGAAGCCUACAUCUCCAUGUUUGGUCCUACUACUGGUGAUCGUAUCCGUCUCGGUGCUACAGAUCUCUGGAUCAAGGUUGAGAAAGACUUUACACACUACGGUGAUGAGUGCACCUUCGGAGGUGGCAAGAGUAUUCGUGAUGGUAUGGGUCAAGCUUCUGGACGUUCAGAUAUUGACUGCCUGGACCUUGUCUUGACAAAUGCUCUAAUCGUCGACUACACCGGCAUCUACAAGGCCGAUAUCGGUGUCAAGAAUGGUAUUAUCGUAGGUGUCGGCAAAGCAGGUAAUCCAGAUGUUAUGGAAGGUGUAGAUCCCAACAUGGUUGUUGGCUCUAACACGGAUGUCGUUGCUGCUGAGAAGAAGAUUGUCACAUAUGGCGGCUUUGACAGUCACAUUCACUUCAUCUGUCCUCAACAAGCUCCCGAAUCGCUCGCCUCAGGUAUCACGACCAUCUUGGGCGGUGGUACUGGACCAAGCACUGGUUCCAACGCUACAACUUGCACGCCAAGCGCAUGGUUGAUUGAAAGUAUGCUUCAAGCUACUGACAUCAUACCACUCAAUGUCGGCAUUACUGGCAAAGGCAACGACAGCGAACCUGGACCGCUGCGCGAACAAGUUGAGGCUGGCGUUUGCGGUCUCAAACUGCACGAAGAUUGGGGCACUACUCCUAAGGUCAUCGACACUUGCUUGAGUGUUUGCGAUGAACACGACAUCCAGACUUUGAUCCAUACCGACACUUUAAACGAGUCCGGCUUCGUCGAGACCACUGUUGCGGCCUUCAAAGGGCGCACUAUCCAUAGUUAUCACACCGAAGGAGCAGGUGGUGGUCACGCACCCGACAUCAUCUCUGUCGUCGAGCAUGAGAAUGUUCUUCCUUCUAGUACCAACCCAACCAGACCUUACACCAACAACACUCUCGAUGAGCACUUGGACAUGCUCAUGGUGUGCCAUCACUUGUCACGAAACAUCCCUGAAGACGUCGCAUUUGCCGAGAGCCGUAUUCGCGCAGAGACAAUCGCCGCUGAGGAUGUGCUACACGAUCUCGGAGCCAUCAGUAUGAUGAGCUCAGACUCCCAAGCCAUGGGUCGCUGUGGAGAAGUCAUCCUCCGCACUUGGAAUACUGCACACAAGAACAAGACACAGCGAGGAUACCUAGCCGAAGAUGAAGGCACCGGUGCGGACAACUUCCGCGUCAAGCGCUACGUCUCAAAGUACACUAUCAACCCUGCAAUCGCACAGGGAAUGUCGCACAUCAUUGGCUCCAUCGAAGUCGGCAAACUGGCCGAUCUUGUUCUCUGGGAUCCUGCCAAGUUCGGUACUAAGCCUACUCAAGUGAUCAAGGGUGGUAUGGUCGCAUACAGUUUGAUGGGUGAUGCUAAUGCUAGUAUCCCUACCGUCGAACCUAUGAUGAUGAGACCCAUGUUUGGCGCAUCUGUUCCUCACAACAGUAUUGCGUUUGUCAGCAAGGCAGCACAAGCGAAGGGUGUGCGCAACAAGUGCGGUUUGAGAAAGAGAGUUGAAGCAGUCAAGAACUGCAGAAAUAUCGGCAAGUCGAACAUGAAGUUCAACGACGUCAAGCCAAAGAUGAAGGUUGAUGCUGAGAGCUAUACUGUCGAGGCGGACGGUAUGAUCUGUGAGGCCGAACCUGCCACCGAACUGCCUCUUACUCAGACAUACUAUGUAUACUGAGAUGUCGGGGAGAGCGGAGAUGUAUCGUGUUGAUGUUCUCGAAUGUACAGUCAUGAUUGAAAUGAGCCAUUUGCCUGGUUGCUAGCGUUCUAGUUCUCCUUAUCACCCUUAAUCUACUGACCAAUUCUUGCAAUCGACGCACUUUCUCGAGGAUUUUGCUGACUGUCAAGAGUAUGGGAUAUCGCGUGAAUGCAGAAUGGUUUUCGCCGCCUUGCUGCCCGACUGAUCUGGAGUAUUUCAUGACUCCAUCGUGACUCUUCGCUUCAGUGAUGGAAAAACGCGAAGGUUUGAGUAAGUUGCACUUGGUGACUCCUCCAACAGCCAUACAAAUAGAGAGACU
Molecule: messenger RNA, 2892 nt
Organism: Aureobasidium subglaciale EXF-2481
Lineage: Eukaryota; Fungi; Ascomycota; Dothideomycetes; Dothideales; Saccotheciaceae
Exons: 7
Coding region: 39-2552 (837 amino acids)
Biological process (GO): urea catabolic process
Cellular component (GO): urease complex
Molecular function (GO): nickel cation binding; urease activity
Source: RefSeq, a predicted model, not a curated record